CCAGCUGACUGCAUUGUCCACCAGAACGUCCACCAGUUCUACAAAAAAAGUCUUCAUUUGAUUUAACUGUACUAUGUGCCUGUAUGCUUUCCUUUUAAUAUUCUUUACGUUUUUUAAGUACUAAUUUUAGGGAUUUUUUGGAACCGGAAGUGACGUUAUUUAAUACUACAGUCAGUGAAGCAGUGAUCACGAGAUAUACUUACACUGAAAAUAUGUCGGUCUCCAGCUCCGUGGAGGAAAUCCUGAAACAGGCAAAGGACCUUUUUGAAAAGCACUUUAAAACUUCUCCAAAUGUCGGUGGCUGUGCUCCGGGAAGAGUUAAUUUAAUUGGUGAACAUACUGAUUAUAACGAUGGAUUUGUGUUCCCAAUGGCACUGGAGCUCGUAACUGUUAUAGUUGGUCAAGCAACACCAGACCAGACGUGUCAUGUAGUGACAUCAGCUAAUGGUGUUGAUAAACCAUAUAUGAUUGAUUUUCCUAUUCCAUCAGACUCAGCUCCUCUGUCUCCAGGCAAACCAUCAUGGGCUAAUUAUGUUAAGGGUGUAGUUGCCAACUUUAAAAAGCCUAUCCCUGCUUUCAAUGCAGCUAUAGCUACGUCAGUACCUCUAGGUGGAGGGCUUUCAAGCUCGGCAUCUCUAGAGGUAGCCAUGUAUACUUUUCUCGAACAGCUUUGUGGGCAGGAAGAAAAAGAUCUUAAGGCAAAGGCAUUAGCUUGUCAAAAAGCCGAGCAUGACUUUGCUGGUAUGCCGUGUGGAAUUAUGGAUCAGUUUAUUUCAGUAAUGGGGAAGAAAGGCAAUGCCUUGCUACUAGACUGCAGGUCAAUGGAGGCAAAGCUGAUACCUUUGUCAGAUCCCAGUGUAGUAAUUCUAGUUACUAAUAGUAAUGUUCAUCAUCAAUUGACUGGAAGUGAGUACCCUACCAGGAGAAGGCAAUGUGAGACAGCAGCAAGAAUUCUUGGAAAACCAAGCUUGCGGGAAGUAACUGAAGAGGAACUUAAUAAUAAUAAAGAUAAACUGGAAAGAGAAGUCUUUCAAAGGGCACAGCAUGUAAUUGGAGAGAUCAAAAGAACAACUCAAGCAGCUGAUGCUUUGAAAAGGAAUGACUAUGAAGAAUUUGGGAAACUUAUGGUGGAAAGUCAUAACUCUCUAAGGGAUGACUAUGAAGUAAGUUGUGGAGAGUUAGAUUUGUUAGUCAAACUUGCAAUGGAAGUAGAAGGUGUAUAUGGAUCUCGUAUGACAGGUGGGGGAUUUGGUGGUUGCACAGUUACGCUUGUUAAAGACUCUGCUGUGGAUAAACUCAUUCAACACUUAAAGGAUGGUUAUCCCAAUGCAACAUGCCUGAAAACCAUCCCAGCUGAUGGUGCAAGAGGAUUAAACAUUUCCUAAAGAAGAGAUUAAACAAGAGCACACACAAUAAUUAAUAGAUAUCAGUCACCCAGAAGAAGUCUAUAAAUUGGAUACUGAAUCGUUCUUGUAUGAAUUCAACUUUAGCAUGGAUUAGCAAUAUCAAUUUUUCUAGAUAUUUGAUAAGCAAUAUACAAUAUCCAUGUCUGAUUUGUAUGGACUUUACAGCCAUCAGCUUGCCCUUGUUAAUGUCCAUACAGUUUAGCUGCUCAUUAUUACUAGAUAAUUACAGGAUUAUGUACAAUUAUUACUAAAUUAGUCUUGGUACUUUGUCAUUUGCCUUAGCAUGAUCUUCGUAAACCUGUGAAAUAGAUGUCAGUGUAGUCAGGAAUAAAUAUCCAAAACAAUACUAAACUUGAAACUACCUUCCAACAUUGGCAAUACACUACCUAUUUAUUACCGAUAUUAGAGAUAUUUUCCUGUGCCCGUAAAUGAAUAUAUAGUUAACAUAAUACAUAGUAGACACAGAUUCCACUAUGUUUCAUGGGCUGAAUGAAAUCACUCUAUAGGAAAUGUAUUUAGCACUACUGCAUGCUAAUUUUUUUCCUAUUGUGUUUAUCUGUUCCAUAUUUAUACAGGGCUUAAAACUAUACUUAUUAAUGUUCAUAUCUUAUAUUCAAUACAAGCUGCCCAUACAUGACAAAACACUCAAGAUACCAUGACAAAUAAGGAUUACCAUAUACUAUACUGCUUGUGGAAUUUAAAUACAGAUAAAGAUAAAAAUAAAUUGCAUUAUGAAUGCUGUUAUUCAUUUA
This is a messenger RNA of Actinia tenebrosa (Australian red waratah sea anemone), 2158 nucleotides long. Its product is annotated as galactokinase. Gene Ontology annotation, molecular function: ATP binding; galactokinase activity. Gene Ontology annotation, biological process: galactose metabolic process; carbohydrate phosphorylation. Gene Ontology annotation, cellular component: cytoplasm; cytosol. Lineage: Eukaryota; Metazoa; Cnidaria; Anthozoa; Actiniaria; Actiniidae. The record is from RefSeq and is a predicted model, not a curated record.